Molecule: messenger RNA, 514 nt
Organism: Trichechus manatus latirostris (Florida manatee)
Lineage: Eukaryota; Metazoa; Chordata; Mammalia; Sirenia; Trichechidae
Product: eosinophil cationic protein 2-like
Exons: 2
Source: RefSeq, a predicted model, not a curated record
AUGGCUCCAAACCUGUACAACUCUUGACUCUGUCUCCUUCUGCUGUUGGGGUUCUUGGGAAUGAUGAGCACAUGGCAUGCCCAAUCUCAUUUAACCAGGGCUCAGUGGAAUGGCCGCUGGAACUGUCAUAAUAGUACAGCACAGGUGCUUUUAACCUACUAUCACCUCACAAGAGGAAGGUAUCCAAGCUGCAGUUACAGCCGAAGACUGAGAAAGAUGUUCUACACUAUUGCCUGUGACCAACGGUCUCCACAGGACUCACUUCAAUUUCAAAUGGUUCCAGUUUACUUAGAAUCUACUAAAUGCCUGUAUGAUCUCUCUGUGCUACUCCUCACCAUCUAUGUCCCCCAAUACAGCCAUUCUCCUAUAAUACCAUUCACUCUGGACCUCAGCAUCCUUGCCCAUCACUCACACCCCCAUCAUCAAUCAGUUGAGUUGAGCUGACUGUAGACCCUUUAAUCUGGUAUUUGUGGGAAAUUCAGAGAUGUACAUAAAGAGAUUCCCUGUGUCAUAA